GAAGCGACACGGUUCAGUCGCCUCUGGGCGCAGACCAGUCGACAGCUGUGGCGAGCUCAUGUUUGAGAAUUUUGGAAGACAAUUGAACACCUGCAGCCGACAUGGAAUUGCCAGAGGAUUUUGAUUACAGUGAAUACAACUACUCCUACGAUGGAAACGACACAACGCACGAGACGCCGGUUUUCCACCAAAAACCUCAGUGUUUAAAGGAAGCCUUCUGCGUGAUCUUGCUCGUCCUCAGCGCUGUUAUUUUCCUGCUGGGCUUCUGCGGGAAUGCCUUGGUCAUCUGGAUUUCUGGCUUCAAGAUGAAGAAGACGGUCAACACCACGUGGUACCUGAGUCUCGCCAUCUCCGACUUCGUGUUCUGCGUCUUCCUCCCGUUCAGCAUCGCCAACAUGGCGAUGGAGGACUGGGUCUUCGGCUACUACAUGUGCAAAUUCGCGUCGGCCGUCAUGUUCCUGAACAUGUUCAGCAGCAUCUUCCUGCUGGUGGUCAUCAGCGUGGACCGCUGCGUGUCCGUCGUGUUUCCGGUUUGGGCGCAGAACCAGCGCACCGUCCGGAAGGCGUCGGUGGUGGUGGUCCUGGCCUGGCUGUUCGCCAUGGGACUCAGCAUCCCCUCGCUCAUCUUCCGAGACGUUCGCACCCACAUGGGCAAGACGACCUGCUACAACAACUACUCUCUACACCAGCACAGUCACGCCGCCGUCGCGGUGACCCGCUUCCUCGCGGGCUUCACCGUGCCCUUCGUGAUCAUCAUCGUCUGCUACUCCAUCAUCAUCCUCAAACUUCGAAACAACAGAAUGACCAAAUCCUCCAAGCCCUUCAAGGUGAUGACCGCUCUCAUCGCGACCUUCUUCGUGUGCUGGCUGCCGUACCACGUCUUCGUCCUGCUGGAGCUGCACCACCACAAGUACGACCACGCUCUCCUAGCCGGGGGACUCAAGGUGGGCACGUCCAUGGCGGCGGCGAACAGCUUCCUUAAUCCCGUGCUGUACGUCUUCAUGGGCAAAGACUUCAAGCAGAAGUUCAAGAGCUCCGUGCUUUCGAAGAUGGAGAACGCCAUGGCGGAGGACGGCCGCACCACCAGCCGAUACCUGUCCAGAUCCAGCUCCAUGGACGGCAGGGCGUCCACACACAUCUAGAGGCGCCGAGCCGGCGCCGCCUGUGACCUUUUUGCAGACACAUUUAUCACUGAAAAGGAGACAAUUUUGUUGACUUCUUUGUUGUUAUCAGCACAAAGAAAGCUGAGCUCUCCCUGUUCGCUGAUAAAACGUAGCAGAACUGUUGACAGUCUAUAAACAAGCAUUCAGCUCACGUUGCUCUGAAGGGUGGGAGACAUCAGUCUCUGACGGCGAGAGUUCAGCAGUGCGCUUGAGCAACAUGGACUUGUAAAUUACAUUUACAGAACAAAUAUAUAUCGCUGUAUCAACAUCUUCUCAUACAUUUCUCAAGAGGCUUUUCCCACAAAAGCAAUCUCAGUCCUCUUGUCAUGAUGUGCUGUGGCAGCGUCACUUUUUCAAAAUGUUUACGGUUCAAAAUCAGCAGGUAUAUCAGGAGGACUGCAGAUAUCUUUCAUACAGCUCAAACAACACAGGACUUUCUAACACUGAAGCUGAGAGAAACAGGACCGGAGCUUUUCAUCAGAUCAUGUCAGUAAAAAAAGAAAAAAAGAUUCAUUUUGUGAGACAGAUCCUUCUAACGUUUUAAUUUUCUUAAUUGACUUCAGAAAUAAAACAAACACCUCAAGAUCAUGUGAAUACAAACAUCUACUGCAGGACGUAGGCGCCGACAUUUCCUUUUUAUGCACAUCCAUCCUUGAGAAACCUUCAUCUCAGAGUGGGAUGUAUUGUUGUUUUGUUUACUGCCAGCAUUGUGCACAACUGUUGUGGUUUGUGUGGCUCUGACUGACCGUCCCCUCCCCCCACGCACAGAUGAUAGGCGUAUCGUCUGUGGAUAUGUGCGACAUGUUCUUCCUCUAAUCUGUGGACCAUUUGUGUUUUUGAAUGUUGUACAAGGUUAAAGUCACUUUAUGUUGAUACAAGCAACUUGUUGAGUUUCUCUUAA
Molecule: messenger RNA, 2064 nt
Organism: Salarias fasciatus (jewelled blenny)
Lineage: Eukaryota; Metazoa; Chordata; Actinopteri; Blenniiformes; Blenniidae
Gene: cmklr1
Product: chemokine-like receptor 1
Exons: 2
Coding region: 102-1142 (346 amino acids)
Biological process (GO): phospholipase C-activating G protein-coupled receptor signaling pathway; inflammatory response; complement receptor mediated signaling pathway
Cellular component (GO): plasma membrane
Molecular function (GO): complement receptor activity; G protein-coupled receptor activity
Source: RefSeq, a predicted model, not a curated record